Molecule: messenger RNA, 2793 nt
Organism: Chara braunii
Lineage: Eukaryota; Viridiplantae; Streptophyta; Charophyceae; Charales; Characeae
Source: the annotation of a GenBank genome assembly
CGCAAAAACGCGCAAGCGCGCGCGCGUGCUCCAAAGCGCGCUUAUAUUCAAACCCUUCGAACGCGCGCUUAUAUUCAAACCAUUCCAGCACUUCCAGCAGCCGUUCGAAGAGCGCGGCUCCUCGUCUCUGUGCCCCUCCGUCAGCGCUGGCGGACGCGCGCAGGAACGGGCGUUAAUUCAAAUCUUGCGAUCGCGCCCUUCCAGUGCGCGGCAAACGGACACGCCUCUGUACACACACACAUGCGCGGCCGUGCAUACACCCACCCACCCACACACACACACACACACAGAGAGAGAGAGAGAGAGAGAGAGAGAGAGAGAGAGAGAGAGAGAGAGAGAGAGAGAGAGAGAGAGAAUCCGUCUGUUCGCAGAGGAGCGUCGGAUGGACAAAUGCCAGAUGUACCCAAGAGGGAAAAGAUGGAAAACAAAUGGAGCGUUGUCGAUGAAAAUGAAGACCCCUUGUAUCCCCUUCGAUGCGGUGUUCUGGACAACGGAGAUUCAUUUGAAGAGAUAACCAACAAUCCUGUGCUGGCGCCUUUGCUUUUGAGUGAAUGCAUUGUCAUCAGUGUCAACGAUUGGCAGUCGUCAGAGUUCCAUACGAGCAUGGAGUGGGAGCAGAACCGUGCAGCGAAAGCGCAAACGCCCUUAAUGUCAGGCAAUUCAGCUUUGCUUCAAACAGCACUGACCAUGUCAGCAGACAACAGAGGGCAUCGUGGGGAGAAGCUGGAACAUGUGGUGUACGUAGUCAACAAAAUUAUUCUUCGGCUCGAUAUCCUCCGACGUCCAUCGCCAAGCUUCUUGAGACUGGCAGGGACCAUCCCUCCUCAGGACCUCGUCGUGUGUUUUGGGACACACUAUCGGUGUGAAGUGCACAUGGGUGGUGAGAUGGUGUGCAAGCAUACGGAGGAGGAAUCGCAAGGAUGCAAGACGGGCACUGUGGCGAUCGGGUGGCCGAGUGGACCUAAGGGUCAGCAGGCUGGAAUAUCUGGCAUGGUCAAUGACAUGGACCAAGGGACACGAAGGGCGGAGAUAGUGCAUACACGAGGAGGUACAUGGUGUGGAAGCAUUAGAGAAUGGGUGCAGACGGUUCAUCAUCAACGGGUGGUCGUGAAGCAGAGGCUGAGGCCACUGUGGGAACUCUUGCAUCAAGGAGUUGCGCAGGAACAACUGCGCAGGUAUAUACAGGACAUGCAGAUGAGUCGAAAGCCAAGGAUAUGGAAGGAAGUGAUAACCCACCAUGAUGAGCAGGAGCAGAGGUCCACAGCCCCUUCAAGACAAGAAGCAGCACACCCUCAAUUCAUGUCGCACGUCCUGAAAGGGGACAACUUGAACUGUCUCAUUGAGAAAGUGCGUGUGUACCAUUCACAGACCCCUGGACCAAAACCGGGCCGGAACGCAGCCUAUGAAAUCCAUGAUGUCAAUCUCUGUUCUGGCAUGGAGGCGUAUGCCGACUUCUUGCGUACUGUGUUGUCCAAUUGCGAUGACGACACUGUGCUCUCUAGAGAAUCAAGCAUCCAGAGCAGUUUCCAAAGCGGUGGGCAGCUGCAUGGUGUGGUCACAAGGGUAGGAGGGCACGAGGAAGACCGCGGAGGAGGGGAUGCAUGCCCCAAGGCCUUGAAUGUGUGGACAUUUGGGGUUUUCAACAAGUCCUUGGGCAGGCCUAGGCCGCGGCUCGAUUGUACGGAAUACACGCUUGAAAAAUGUGACCACAUUGUCAGGUUUGAUUUGUUCACGACAACGACCAACAGAAAGGAGAACCUGGUUGGAGUGAAAUUUUCCACUAAGUGGGGAAUGCAGGUUUUGGUUGGGUCCUCGACGGGGUAUCAUCGUUGGUACCAGGCACCCUCAGGUUAUGCUAUUGUAAGGGUGGAGAUUGACUGGGUACGGCAGAGGAAGUCAAUCAGUGGCAAUAGCAAGCCUAUUCUCUAUGUUCUGAAGAUAAAUGUAUUUGUCUCUGACCAAUACGGUGAUGAUCAGAAGUUUGGUCGAGGCCGGGAAAUUUUCGAUUUUGACGAAGGUGGGAGCUUAUCAGGACAGGUGACGGUAAUGAAGAGUGCUCCGUUUGAUCAACUAAAGCAGGCAGCUGCACGAAUCUGGCUGCUUCAGUUGAUCAAUGGUGUUCUCAUGCAGAACAAAGACGUUUCGACAGCGAAAAUGGUCCUUUUGAAAGGAGGUGGAGGAUCUGGAAAGACAGCAAUGCUGGCGCAGUUGGUGUUGCAAAGUAAGGCAAAGCUUCCGGGAGUGCCAUCAGAUUACCUGCGCAUUGUUGGCUAUCACUUUUGCUCUGCGAAUGACCGGACAACACUUCGUUCUGGCUCCAUGGUCUUCAACCUGAUGAGAAUUUUGAGGAAGAACCUCCCCUUAUAUGUGUGGGAUGAGACGAUGUGGACAUGGACUCUACAAAAGUGCCAAGACCAACCCCACCAGGCUUUCAAGGACACGGUGAUCAGGAUGCUGAAUCGCACAGGGCCAACACGAGAACCAUUGGUCAUCGUGAUUGACUCAAUAGAUGAGGCAAGUCUCGUUGGUGGGGAGAAGUCCAUAUGGGAGGUGCUGGUGCAAGGAUUCAAAGAUCUUCCACCAUGGUGUUGUGUGCUAGGGGCAUUCCGGUCUAGUAUGGAGAGAGAAAUAGAACACCGGUUGCGGAAUCUCGUGCAGCCGUGCGUCGUCUGCAUCGAUGUUUGCAGAGAGGAGAAUGUGCGUGAUGUAGAGGAAUAUGUCACCAUGCGGGCGUCUGAAUUUUGUGCGAGAAACCCCACUGUGAGGUAAGUAAAACAAACAUUGUCAAGUUGU